Messenger RNA from Anolis sagrei ordinatus, 8683 nucleotides. The record is from RefSeq and is a predicted model, not a curated record. Lineage: Eukaryota; Metazoa; Chordata; Lepidosauria; Squamata; Anolidae.
GGGAGGGGAAGCGCGCGCGGGAGAGAGGGAGUGAAGGAGGGAGUGCGCGUGCGCAGAGCCGGGCGAGAAUGAGGGAGGGAAGCAAGAAAAGGAAGGAAGGAAGGCAAAGAAGGAAGGAAGGAAGGGAAAAGCUGCUGAGAUCUCUCAGGGAGGAACAUAAUUUAAAUGUGUAAUGUUGCUGCUAAGAAGAUUUUGUAAAGUUUAACAGACUCCUUACAUCAUUUUUUGUAAGGAAACAUGGACAACCCAAUAUUGGACACCUAAGUUUAUUACAAACAUGACGAUCCUUGAAGAACUAAAAUCAAUUUUACAAGUUUGGAGAUAAAAUUUUAGUGUGUAGAAGCACUUUUAAGAAUGAACACUACACCCAGUUGUGUUGGUACAUACAGAAGGAUGAGAAGAACACUAUGAUGGCAAAGAAUAAAGAGCCUCGUCCCCCAUCCUAUGCUAUUAGUGUGGUUGGACUUUCUGGAACUGAAAAAGACAAGGGGAACUGUGGAGUUGGGAAGUCGUGUUUGUGCAAUAGGUUUGUGCGUUCAAAAGCAGAUGAAUAUUACCCUGAACAUACCUCUGUGCUUAGCACAAUUGACUUUGGUGGACGAGUUGUUAAUAAUGAUCACUUUUUGUACUGGGGUGACGUAAUACAAUGUGGAGAGGAUGGAGUAGAUUGCAAAAUUCAUGUUAUUGAACAGACUGAGUUCAUUGAUGAUCAGACUUUCCUGCCUCAUCGGAGUACGAACUUACAACCUUACAUAAAACGUGCAGCUGCAACCAAAUUGCAGUCAGCAGAAAAACUUAUGUAUAUUUGCACAGAUCAGCUUGGGUUAGAGCAAGACUUUGAGCAAAAGCAAAUGCCCGAAGGAAAGCUAAGUAUUGAUGGAUUCUUAUUAUGCAUUGAUGUAAGUCAAGGAUGCAAUAGGAAGUUUGAUGACCAACUUAAAUUUGUAAAUAAUCUCUAUAUUCAGCUAUCAAAAUCUAAAAAGCCUAUAAUAAUAGCAGCAACUAAAUGUGAUGAAUGUGUGGAACAUUAUUUACGAGAAGUUCAAGCAUUUGCUUCAAAUAAAAAGAACCUUCUGGUAGUUGAAACAUCAGCAAGAUUCAAUGUCAAUGUAGAAACAUGUUUUACUGCACUGGUACAAAUGAUGGAUAAAACCCGUGGUAAACCUAAAAUAAUUCCCUAUCUGGAUGCCUAUAAAACACAGAGACAGCUUGUUGUGACUUCAACAGAUAAAUUUGAGAAACUUGUACAGACUGUGAGAGACUAUCAUGCCACUUGGAAAACAGUUAGCAACAAACUGAAAAAUCAUCCAGAUUAUGAAGAAUACAUUAAUUUGGAGGGAACCAAAAAGGCCAAAAAUACAUUUUCAAAACACAUAGAGCAACUUAAACAAGAACAUAUAAGAAAAAGAAGAGAUGAAUAUAUUAAUACAUUACCAAGAGCUUUUAACACACUUCUGUCAAACCUUGAUGAGAUUGAGCAUUUGAGUUGGUCUGAAGCUUUGAAACUUAUGGAGAAAAGGCAAGAUUUUCAACUAUGUUUUGUCGUGCUGGAAAAAACCCCAUGGGAUGAAACUGACCAUAUCGAUAAAGUGAAUGACAGAAGAAUCCCAUUUGACCUUUUGAACACAGUAGAAGCAGAAAAAGUGUAUCAAAAUCACGUACAGCAUCUAAUAUCAGAAAAAAGGAGAGUUGAAAUGAAGGAGAAGUUCAAAAAAACACUUGAAAAAAUACAAUUCAUUUCUCCUGGUCAGCCAUGGGAAGAAGUUAUGUGUUUUGUAAUGGAGGAUGAAGCUUUUAAAUAUAUUACAGAAGCAGAUAGUAGAGAAGUCUAUAGUAGGCAUCAACGAGAAAUAGUUGAAAAAGCCAAAGAGGAGUUUCAGGAAAUGCUUUUUGAACAUUCAGAACUGUUUUAUGACCUGGAUUUGAAUGCAACACCAAGUACUGAUAAAAUGAGUGAAAUUCAUGCAGUUUUGAGUGAAGAGCCUAGAUACAAAGCUUUACAGAAACUUGCACCUGAUAGAGAGUCUCUUCUUCUUAAACACAUUGGGUUUGUAUAUCAUCCUACUAAAGAAACAUGUCUCAGUGGCCAAAACUGUAUGGACAUUAAAGUAGAACAGUUACUUGCUGGCAGUCUUUUGCAAUUGGACCAUGGUCGUGUACAUUUUUAUCAUGAUAGUGCCAACAUUGAUAAAGUAAAUAUUUUCAUUUUGGGUAAAGAUGGACUUGCACAAGAGCUGGCAAAUGAGAUUCGGACACAAUCCACAGAUGAUGAAUAUGCCUUAGAUGGAAAAAUAUAUGAACUUGAUCUUAGACCGGUUGAUGCAAAGUCACCUUAUCUUUUAAGUCAGUUAUGGGCUUCUGCCUUCAAACCACAUGGGUGUUUCUGUGUGUUUAAUUCAAUUGAAUCACUUAAUUUUAUUGGAGAAUCAAUUGGAAAAAUCAGGGCUGAAGCAUCUCAGAUAAAAAGAGACAAGUAUAUGGCCAAUCUUCCAUUUACAUUAAUCCUGGCUAAUCAGAGAGAAAGUGUUAGCAAGAAUUUGCCAAUCCUGAGACAUCAAGGACAACAGUUGGCAAAUAAGUUGCAAUGUCCUUUUAUAGAUGUCCCUGCUGGUACUUACCCACGUAAAUUUAAUGAGACUCAAGUAAAACAAGCUUUGCGGGGAGUUCUGGAAGCCGUUAAACAUAACUUUGAUGUUGUAAGUCCUGUUCCUACAAUUAAAGACCUCUCAGAAGCUGAUUUAAGGAUUGUUAUGUGUGGCAUGUGUGGAGAUCCCUUCAGUGUAGAUCUUAUUCUUUCACCCUUCCUUGAUUCCCAUUCUUGUAGUGCAGCCCAAGCUGGCCAGAAUAAUUCGCUAAUGCUUGAUAAAAUUAUAGGUGAGAAACGGAGACGAAUUCAAAUAACAAUAUUAUCAUAUCAUUCUUCAAUUGGUGUAAGAAAGGAUGAACUUGUUCAUGGAUACAUAUUAGUUUACUCUGCCAAAAGAAAAGCAUCUAUGGGAAUGCUUCGAGCAUUUCUGUCAGAAGUGCAAGAUACAAUUCCUGUGCAGUUGGUGGCUGUUACUGACAGUCAAGCAGACUUUUUUGAGAAUGAAGCUAUCAAGGAAUUAAUGACUGAAGGUGAACAUAUAGCAACAGAGAUCACUGCUAAAUUCACAGCCCUAUAUUCUUUAUCUCAGUAUCACCGCCAAACUGAGGUUUUUACAUUGUUCUUCAGUGAUGUUUUAGACAAGAAAAAUAUGAUUGAAAAUUCCUAUAUGUCUGAUAACGCAAGAGAAGCAACACACACAAAUGAAGAUGUGUUUCUGCAUUCCCCCAGAGGGAGCUCUCUUGCUUACAAUUAUUAUCCAGAUUCAGAAGAUGAUACAGAAGCCCCACCUCCUUACAGCCCAAUUGGAGAUGAUGUACAGCUACUCCCGACACCCGAUCGCUCAAAAUACCGAUUAGAUUUGGAAGGUAAUGAAUAUCCUACUCAUAGUACACCUUUGAACUGUCAUGAUCAUGAACGCAACCAUAAAGUGCCUCCUCCCAUAAAACCGAAGCCAAUAGUGCCCAAGACAAAUGUGAAAAAACUAGAUCCAAACCUAGUAAAAACUAUUGAGGCAGGCAUUGGUAAAAACCCAAGGAAACAAUCUAGAAUGGCUUUGGCACCAACUGAUGAUCUUGAUCCGUCUGAUAAUUAUGCAGAACCAAUAGACACUGUUUUUAAGCACAGAGGUCUUACUGAUGAUAUCUACGUAAUUCCAGAUGAUAGUCAGAAUCGUGUGGUUAAAAUUCGAAAUUCAUUUAUUAUAAGUAAUGCCCAAGGAGAUGAAGAAAAUGGCUUUCCUGAUAGAAUGUCAAAGACCCAAGGUGAAAGACGACCUUCAAAAUACAAAUACAGAUCUAAAACGCUAUUCAGUAAAGCCAAAUCGUAUUAUAGGAGAGCACAUUCAGAUGCAAGUGAUGAUGAAGCUUUUACUACAUCUAAAACAAAAAGAAAAGGAAGACAUCGUGGUAGCGAAGAAGAUCCACUUCUCUCUCCUGCAGAAACAUGGAAAGCUGGUAUUGAUAAUCCUGCUAUUACAUCAGAUCAAGAAUUAGAUGAUAAAAAGACGAAGAAGAAGACCCAGAAGGUGAAAGAAGAUAAAAAACAAAAAAAGAAAACGAAGACAUUCAAUCCACCAACUCGUAGAAAUUGGGAUAGCAAUUACUUUGGGAUGCCCCUGCAGGAUUUGGUUACACCCGAAAAGCCUAUCCCAUUCUUUGUUGAGAAGUGUGUGGACUUCAUUGAAGACACAGGUCUUUGUACUGAAGGUCUCUAUCGUGUAAGUGGGAAUAAAACAGAUCAGGACAACAUUCAAAAGCAGUUUGAUCAAGAUCAUAAUAUCAGUCUAGAAUCAAUGGAUGUAACUGUAAAUGCUGUGGCAGGGGCUCUGAAAGCUUUCUUUGCAGAUCUACCAGAUCCUUUAAUUCCUUAUUCCCUCCAUCCAGAACUAGUUGAAGCAUCAAAAAUUCUUGAUAAGACUGAGAGGCUGUACGAAUUAAAAGAAAUUGUGAAAAAAUUCCAUCCCGUGAACUAUGAAGUCUUCAGAUACAUCAUAACACAUCUGAACAGGGUUAGUCAGCAAAGCAGAACCAAUUUUAUGACUGCAGACAACUUGUCUAUCUGUUUUUGGCCAACACUGAUGAGACCUGAUUUUGAAAACAGAGAGUUCUUAUCAACCACCAAGAUCCUUCAAUCUGUAAUAGAGACAUUCAUUCAACAGUGCCAGUUUUUCUUCUAUGGUGGAGAAAUUUUUGAACCCUUUGACAGUGUGGCACAUCAACCUCCACCUCCCAACCCAGUUCAGAUGGUGGAUCAAAUUUUACCACUACAGUUACCCCCACCUCUACAACCUCAACUGAUACAACCACAAUUGCAAGCAGAUCCUCUUGGCAUUAUUUAACUACAGCUUGAUAGUAAAGAGGAGGUUGUCGGCAGCUUGGCAUUGGAUAGAAAAGAAAAACUUCACAUGCAUGUUCCAAGAUACAAAGACAACUUUCAUAGUUAUGAAAGAAUUUGGAUCCAAACUCAGAUGUUUUUGUUCUAGUCAUACUUUACACCUUGUGCAUAAACACUGCAGUUCAACAUUGUGUGAUUAGCAUGACCGGAGAGGUUUAAUUUUUUAAAACAGAAAUAACUGAAGUGCAAAGCUGCUGUUGCAUGAACAUUUAUUGCAGUCACUAUCAUUCCUGUGACAGGUUGUCACAAUUUAUUGUGAAUAAAACUUUUCUAUAGAAAUGUAAUGAUUAAAUAAAUCAUGUACGGAACAUUCAAAGCUUACAGCCUGCUUUAGGGCUGUUUUUGUUAUUUAAUGCUCUUUAUUUCCUGAUAGUUUCAUUCCCCUUGCUGAGAACAGCCAAAAUACAGAUGUACCAUGUUUGUAAAUUCUGAAGCAGUUAUGCUACAUUACAGUUUCUUAUAACUGCACUGUUAUAAAUACUACACUUUCCAUUUCUCCUAAAGAAACCUGUGGACAUUUUUGUUUAAGGGGCUGGUAAAAUUACUUUUCCUUACAGCACAAUACCAAGGACAUGCUUAUUGUAAAAGUGAGUUUAACCAUUGUGCAGAAAUAUUAUUAUUACCUAUUUCCCCCUUAUUUUGCAUUAAUAAAUGAAAUGUUUUGUAAUACUGUUAAUUCUGUAAACAGUUGCAUGUUUGAAAGAUCAUUAAUGGUCUUGUAAACCCAAUCUAAUAUAUUUUAGAUAUUUUAAUUUUUCCCACGGGAAUUCAUCUAGUAUAUAGAAAAAAAGUUUGACAUUUUCAUAUAAGGGUAUAUAACUUUUCAUACAUAAAUGAGAACUUUGUUGUAGUGUAAACUUGCUAAACCAAACAAUCUAGGUCUUAAAAGUUAACAUAUACACUAUAUCUAUUUUUCUGUAGCCCCUUUAAAAGUAUAUAAAAAUCAUUGCUAAUAUAUAGCAAUAAAUACUUUGGGUACUGAAGCAUCAUGAUGUGUACAUAAAAUUACAUUUUUAUUCAUGUGGGUUCCCUGCCCCCUGGAUACUCUGUUGUACUAACCAUUCAAAAUCAUUAUGUUUGCACCAUUUUUAAAACCUUGGUACAUGUUUUGCUGUAAAAGAAUGCUGCUUAAGUUUUAAACAUUCUUGGUUAAUCUUAAUGUUUAGUAGCUGUGAUAGCAAGCUAGGAAUGAUAUGUUUUGGAAUGAACCUAAGAUACUGGGAAUAGACUCGGAAGUUGCCAUCUGUAACUGGAAGGGUUCCUUCCAUUCAUGGAAGGCUUUUGAUCCAACAGAGAGUCUCACUGUCUUAUUGAAGAAGGGAGAGCGAGAUAGCUUUUCUCAAUUUUCCUCUGCUGUCCUCAGAACCACCUCCACAAUCUGUAGCAAAAGUUUAGAAGGACAGCAGGAAAAGAUAAAAAAUUGCAAAAAUUGUCUCUCUCUCCCACAGUGAAAAUGGUUUGGAUCUAAGCAUUUAUGUUUCCUUGCUAUCCUUUUCCUUCAUAUUCAAAGUAUGUUUUUUUAAGAACCUGAUUUAUUCCAAUGCUGGGAUUCCAUGAGUGAUGAAAAACUUUGCCACUGUAAUCUUUCAUAGUUUGCUAAGUAUCAUAGCUAGUAGAACAGUUUGAAAUUCUACAUUUCUUCUAAAAGUUUAACCCACAAAGAUUUUUAAGAAUUAAGGUUCUUUAAGAGCUUUGCUCCAAUUCUCCAAAAUAAAAAUUGCCUUUUUAGUUGUUAUGUCCUAGGUAUUGUACUUCUACUUACGACCUAAACUAUAAUUAUAGUUAAAAUACCAUAACCCAAGCUGCUGUUGAAGUAUUUGUAUAUUAUAAAUUAUCUUGGUAUUUGUGUUAUAUUCUUUCAAGUAAACCACCUUUUCUAAACCACAACUACUACAGCAAAACCCCUCCAUUCUGAUUCAAAGCACACAGGAUAUAAAUACAAUAAUAAAACAUUGUCCUGUAAAUGUAGUAGCAUUAACUUGUUUUACAUUACAUCGGUUGUCUAAAUAGCCUUUAUUUAUAAUCAUCAGUUUAACAUAGGCAUGCUAAAAGAAGAAUUAAACUUCAACAAGUUUUAUAAACUGUUUCUAGGUUGCUAAAGAAUUUAUUUUUCUACUAUAGAUGGUAUAGACAAAAGCAUCAAACUGUACAGAAAAAGCUUAUUUCUAUUGCAAUUAGGCUUAACAUUUUCAGUGUUAUACAUUUGAAGAAUGUUGUCUAACAUAAUGCAAGUUGAGAUUUGUUUUUCAUUUAAAACCAUAUUUUCGUAUGCUAGUGUAAUUGAGUUAUCUUGUCUUAAUACACUAUUUUGUUACCCAUAUAGACCAGUUUGCAGAACGUGUUUCCAAAUCAGUGAUUUGAAACUUAUUCUGAAACUGCUUAUUCUGUCAUUUGUUUAAAUGCUUUUUAGUUGGCCAUCAUGGUCCUCUUGGGCACUUUGAUGGAGCAAUGCAUUAGUAUGUCUACGUUGGCAUAUGCCAUUACCAGACUACAACUUUAGCACCUCAUGCUGCUACAUAAAUCUGAAUCAUCUCCAUUGAUGACAAGCCUACAUUAAGAAAAUAUUUGCACAUGUCACCUACUUGUCAUUCCCUCUGUAAUUUUUACAUUAAAAUUAAAGUGCUAUGGAUGCUAUCUAGGAGCCUCUUAGCAGCAUAUAUUUUUGACUGUUGCUUUUUUUCAGCAUUUUCUUAUACAUAUAUGUGUGUGUACAACACUCUUCACUUCUCUAUUUACAAACAGGAGGGGCUGCUAGGAGGGUAACUGGAUAAAGUGUUCGCAGGUUAAAGGCAUUUCAUAAUCUCCGAGAGUCUUACACAUAUCAUAGUGUUUAAAAAAAGACCUACUCUGAAUUGCUUCAUCAAGCAAUUUUUCUUGUUCAUUUUGUGUAAUGGAGUAUUCCCUUUUAGUAUGUUUUUCUCCCCUGAAAACAUCAAGAGUUGAUAUUGUGAAUCCUGAUAGUUUUACAGUUAUGUGAACAGUGCUUAAUAUUUGUCAUUUUGAAUUCUGCAUCCUUCAUAUGACCUUUGUUAUAUUUUAUGUGGUCUAGAUAUGUACAGCUCUGGGCUGUAGUCCUGGCACAGUUGAGCUUGCAUAAAUCCCAUUGGGUUCAAUGAGACAGAUUGUAGCCACGAUCUUGAGCUUAGUUUCUGGGGAGUUUUUCUAAGCAAUUGCUUAGUAACAAAUAACUGCUGUGUUUUCAAUCCAUGUUUGAACAUUUUAAGAGAGUUUAGUUUCAGACAUAACACAUUAAGUGACAUUUUAUAUGAAAUGAUGUUUUACAAAUUAUUUUUACAUUACAUUCAAACUUUAAGGGUUUUAACAUAGUGUAAAUAGGAAUACAACUUUAAUGAAGAACAAUUUUUCACAGUGUAUUUUUUCUGCAUUACUUGAAUACUGGUUCCUAGAAACUACCAUUGAUUUGUUUAUUUUUGAGGUACUGGAGUUUAGUUUCUAAUCUCUAAAACUGUAAAGAAACAAACUAAUUGGCAUUUUUAAAAAGCCUUAGUUUCCAUUGUGAUUUUGUUUUUUUAUAGUAACUGUGAUACUAUAUCAGCUGAAUAUAUAUAUAAUUUUAAAGUUCUUUAUAAUUCAUGUAAUCUUGUCACCACCUACAGAAUGCUACAGUGAACUAAAUAUCAGUGAAGCUUAUCUGUAUGCAGAAUGCAAUGAAUAAAACAUUAAGAUGCCUACUGUGUAUAA